AUGCGUCGCGAGACUCUGAUCGCCUUCCUCACCCAGCCCAACCCGUUUCUUGACAUUCGCAUCUCCAAGCCCCCCGGGGUCAUGGAUAAGGACCGGCCUUACAUCUCCACGGCAACGGAGUGGAAGUUGACCUUCGCCUACAUCAAGCACACCUUCGGCUUCCUCCUGUACAAGGAGUUUGACUUCCCCGAUCUCUUCACGGACCUCAGCGACACGCAGAAGAUAGUCUUCGACGAGGACACCUUCAGGCGCCUGGUCACCCAGUGGAACAUCAAAAUUGUCGGCACUGCCCUGCGCGUCGUCACCAAGGCCCUGGCCCACGUGCCCGAGUUUCCCAAGCUCUGCCUCACCUCCGGCUCCUCCGGACUCUCUAACAACGAGAUUGGAGAGCCACACUUCGCCGUCCUCCCAGCCGAGGCUCCCGCUGCCGGAGAGCAGAAGCACACGUGCCUCGCCCCCGGCGUCGCCAAGGUCACCCGCCAGCUGUACAAUUCCUCCUUCCCCGUCGACGACGUGAGCAACAUCUGGGCGAAGAAAUACCUGGCCGAGAUGUCACACUACGCGAACACGCGCGGCGCUAGAUACUGCUGGUGCAUCACGCCCGUCCAGCUCAUGGUCUGUCGUCGCCGAGCCUCGGAUACUCAGGGCCAGAUCGUCCCCGAGGUCGCGACCUUCUCCUGGGUUCCGGGACCGCACCAAGGCAUCUCGGUCAACUUGGCUCUCUUCUUCGUCGUGCUUACUGCGGGCCUCGGCAACGACGUGCGCUCCAGCUACAAGGACAUCAGCAUCGAGCACCGGGAGAAGCUUCAGAAGAUCAAGGCUGCUGUGGGCGCCCUCUGA
Lasiodiplodia theobromae is the source of this 840-nucleotide messenger RNA. RefSeq lists its product as uncharacterized. The transcript has a single exon. NCBI's taxonomy places the organism in Eukaryota, Fungi, Ascomycota, Dothideomycetes, Botryosphaeriales, Botryosphaeriaceae. Bases 1 to 840 code for a protein of 279 amino acids. The record is from RefSeq and is a predicted model, not a curated record.